Molecule: messenger RNA, 735 nt
Organism: Emys orbicularis (European pond turtle)
Lineage: Eukaryota; Metazoa; Chordata; Testudines; Emydidae
Gene: GSC
Product: goosecoid homeobox
Exons: 3
Coding region: 1-735 (244 amino acids)
Biological process (GO): regulation of transcription by RNA polymerase II
Cellular component (GO): nucleus
Molecular function (GO): RNA polymerase II cis-regulatory region sequence-specific DNA binding; DNA-binding transcription factor activity, RNA polymerase II-specific
Source: RefSeq, a predicted model, not a curated record
AUGCCUGCUGGUAUGUUCAGCAUCGACAACAUCCUGGCCGCCAGACCCCGCUGCAAGGAGUCGGUCCUGCUGCACCAGAGCGCCGCGCCCGUGGUGUUCUCCAACCUGCAUGGGGACUCCCUCUACGGCACCGAUUACAGCGGAUUUUACUCCCGGGCGGUGACCCCCGCUUCCAAUCUGCCCGCGGUCAGUGGAUCUAGGAUUGCCUACAACAACUACUACUACGGGCAGCUGCAUGUGCAGGCGUCCCCCGUGGGUCCUUCGUGCUGUGGGGCCAUGCAGCCUCUGGGCGCGCAGCAGUGUUCGUGCGUCCCUGCAACAGGCUACGAGGGUACUGGGUCAGUCCUGAUGUCGCCUGUGCCCCACCAGAUGUUGCCGUAUAUGAACGUGGGCACCUUGUCCCGGACUGAGCUGCAGUUACUGAACCAGCUGCACUGCAGGAGGAAAAGACGACACCGAACUAUCUUCACUGACGAGCAGCUGGAAGCUUUGGAAAACCUCUUCCAGGAAACUAAAUACCCAGAUGUGGGCACCAGGGAACAGCUGGCCAGGAGGGUGCAUUUAAGAGAGGAAAAAGUGGAGGUUUGGUUCAAGAACCGCCGGGCAAAAUGGAGAAGGCAAAAGAGAUCCUCUUCGGAGGAGUCAGAAAACGCACAGAAAUGGAAUAAAGCUUCCAAAACGUCCCCAGAAAAGAGGCAAGAAGAAGGGAAAAGUGAUUUGGACUCCGAUAGUUGA